AUUCAUAACACACAUGUUGUUGGUUGUGUUGGGUGUUUGCCUCACCGGAGGAGCAAUUGCAGUGAUCAUGAUGUGGUCAUUAUGGAAAAAACAAGGAACGUUUAGACAAUUGACAUUUAGCAAUAUUUUAGAUUGGUUGGUGAUGAAUACUGUUUGGAAGAUGGCAACUUACAAACCUGAAACUAGUAUUUCUGAUCUGAUACUUUCACAAUCGAGUGAAUAUCCAUCAAAGAAAGUGAAAAUUGUUAGUGUUCAUUCAAAAAUUCCAAAUGUGGAAAAUUGUGAUGAGAAUUUAUUGGAAAUGUAUCAAAAGAAAUGUACAAUUCUAACUCUCAAUGAUGGCUAUGCUAGAUUUAGAACUUCCUAUGUACCAUAUUCUGUGUAUUUUAAUGAAAUUGAUGAGGAAGAUUUGGUUGAGUGUGAAAAAAUGUUAAUUGAAGGAUUGGAAAGGACUCUUUUCUAUUUUCCAACAGUUGGAGGAAGAUAUAGAGAUUUAAAUCCAAUGGAUGAAAAGGAUUUGGCUCUACUUUCUGAAGAGGAGAGAAAUUUGGUAAAAGGGAGACAGAAACCAUUUUUGGUUAUUUAUCAUCACUACAAACUACACACCUCAGAAAGAUACUAAAGCAAGAAAUGAGCUAAAACAAAAAAUUAGUGUGAAACAAAAAACAUGUGCGACGAGAAAAGCAAGCCAAAAAGAAUCGUUUCCUAAUCCUUGCUUUAGGUGCGAAUAGAUUGUAGUGGAAAAUCCAAUGUUAAAUGUUGCAAUUAUUGAAAAGCAAGUUGG
Naegleria gruberi is the source of this 784-nucleotide messenger RNA. RefSeq lists its product as uncharacterized. NCBI's taxonomy places the organism in Eukaryota, Heterolobosea, Eutetramitea, Acrasida, Naegleriidae. The record is from RefSeq and is a predicted model, not a curated record. Bases 14 to 622 code for a protein of 202 amino acids. The transcript has a single exon.